AUGUCGCAAAACCCCUAUCUUCUUGCGGCCGACAACCCUCAAGCGCUCGUCACGUUACUUCAAGAAAACCCUUCGCUUGCCUCGGGCCAAGACGAACACGGCUACUCUCUCGUACAUGCAGCUACAAGCUACAGCCACCUCGACCUUAUACGAAGCCUGGUUCGCGAUUUCAACGUCCCAGUUGACCUUAGAGACGAGGAUGGCGAGACGGCGCUUUUUGUUGCAGAAAGCGUCGAUGCGGCUCGCAUCUUGGUCGAGGAGUUAGGGCUCAACGCGGGGCUAAAAAACGACGAAGGCGUGACGGCGAGAGAAAAGAUCGAGGCCGAAGGGGAGUGGCCAGAGUUGGCCCAAUACCUGUCUGGGGUUGGCGCCGAGUCCGCAAAGCCCAAUGGCAGCACAAAUGGCGACUCGUCUUCGGGCAUGGAACUCCCACCUGCCCCCGACGGACUAAAGAUUACUGUUGGCACCAUGAACGAGGCGGAGACAGGGGAGCAGCAGCCUGACCCGGAAUUCCGCAGAAGAAUAGAGGAGCUUGCCGCGAGGACAGACCUCGAGACACCUGAAGGCCAGGCCGACUUGCGCCGGCUGGUCGAAGAUGCCAUCACUAGAGAAGGACUGAGCGAGGAGAGAAGUGUUCGGACAAGACAGGAAUAG
Messenger RNA from Lasiosphaeria miniovina, 654 nucleotides. RefSeq lists its product as uncharacterized. The transcript has a single exon. Bases 1 to 654 code for a protein of 217 amino acids. NCBI's taxonomy places the organism in Eukaryota, Fungi, Ascomycota, Sordariomycetes, Sordariales, Lasiosphaeriaceae. The record is from RefSeq and is a predicted model, not a curated record. Gene Ontology annotation, molecular function: protein binding.